Nerophis ophidion (straightnose pipefish) is the source of this 9906-nucleotide messenger RNA. RefSeq names its product kinesin-like protein KIF2A. Bases 149 to 2347 code for a protein of 732 amino acids. Gene Ontology annotation, molecular function: ATP binding; microtubule motor activity; microtubule binding. The transcript is spliced from 21 exons. Gene Ontology annotation, biological process: microtubule-based movement. Lineage: Eukaryota; Metazoa; Chordata; Actinopteri; Syngnathiformes; Syngnathidae. The record is from RefSeq and is a predicted model, not a curated record.
ACACCCGCGCAUGCGCACCGCCGUCCCUCCCUUCCCUCCGCAGUAGGACCAGUUGAAAGGCGCACAGGAGCGCCCAGAACAUUCCAUUUCAGGCCCGGAAACAGCAGGGAGGAGGGAGGGGGGAGAGAGGAGAGAGGAGAGAGGGCCGAUGGCCGCCAUGACCUACGGGAAGAUCUUCGUGGGCAUCUACGUGGAGAUCAAGCGGAGUGACGGUCGCAUCCACCAGGCGAUGGUCACCUCGCUGCACGAAGACAACGACAGCGUGACGGUGGAGUGGAUCGAGAACGGCGACACCAAAGGGAAGGAAGUGGACUUGGAGAGCAUCUUCGGCCUGAACCCAGACCUAGCCCCCGAGGAGGAGGUGCCAGCCAGUCCAGAGGCUCCUCCUCCUCCUUCCAGUGGGGCCAAGACCAGCAAAGUCCCCAAAACCCGACGAGUCACGGCCAUUCCCAAACCUGAGAACAGCCAGCGGGAGAACCGAGCCGCGGCGGUGGGAACCACUCGGGCCCGUCCGAGCCAGCACAGCCAGGCCGCCGAGCCCCCUCCCCCGUCCAUCGCCGCCCAGCCCGCCGCCGCUGCCAACCAAUCGCUGCUCCAGCUGCAGAACGCACGCAGGAAGUCCAACUGCGUGAAGGAAGUGGAGAAGCUGCAGGAGAAGCGAGAGAAGCGGCGACUUCAGCAGCAGGAACUGAGGGAGAAGAAAGCUCAGGAAGUGGACGUCAACUUGCCAAACUACGAGAUCAUGUGCAUGAUCCGAGACUUCCGGGCCAGUCUGGACUACCGACCUUUGACCUCCAAUGACCUGAUCGAGGAACACCGGAUAUGCGUGUGCGUGCGUGCGCGGCCCCUCAACAAAAAAGAGUUGACCGUCAAGGACUUGGACGUGAUCACCAUUCCCAGCAAGGACGUGGUGAUGGUCCACGAGCCCAAGCAGAAGGUGGACCUGACCCGCUACCUGGAGAACCAGACGUUCCGCUUCGACUACGCCUUCGACGAGAACUCCACCAACGAAAUGGUCUAUAGGUUCACAGCCCAACCGCUGGUGGAGACCAUCUUCGAGCGAGGAAUGGCGACCUGCUUUGCGUACGGGCAAACAGGAAGUGGGAAAACUCACACGAUGGGAGGGGACUUCUCCGGGAAGAACCAGGACUGCUCCAAAGGGAUCUACGCCUUGUCAGCCCGAGACGUCUUUGUCAUGCUUAAGAAACCCAUCUACAAGAAGCUGGACCUCCAGGUCUUCGCCACGUUUUUCGAGAUCUACAGCGGGAAGGUAUUCGACCUCCUGAACCGCAAAGCCAAGCUGCGGGUCCUGGAGGACGGCAAGCAGCAGGUGCAGGUGGUAGGGCUGCAGGAGCGCGAUGUCAAAUGCACGGAGGACGUCCUCAAGCUCAUCGAAGUGGGGAACAGCUGCAGGACGUCCGGUCAGACCUCGGCCAACGCCCACUCGUCCCGCAGCCACGCCGUCUUCCAGAUCAUCCUGCGACGCCGAGGCAAGAUGCACGGAAAGUUCUCGCUCAUCGACCUGGCCGGCAACGAGAGGGGCGCCGACACGUCCAGCGCCGACCGCCAGACCCGCCUGGAAGGGGCCGAGAUCAACAAGAGCCUGCUGGCCCUCAAGGAGUGCAUCCGAGCUCUGGGUCGGAACAAACCCCACACUCCCUUCCGAGCCAGCAAGCUGACCCAAGUGCUUCGGGACUCCUUCAUCGGGGAGAACUCUCGGACGUGCAUGAUAGCCACCAUCUCUCCCGGCAUGGCGUCCUGCGAAAACACCUUGAACACGCUCCGAUACGCCAACAGGGUGAAGGAGUUUGGGAUCAGUCCUUCAGACAUUCCCUUCUCACAGAGCGGUGGACGUGCGGAGCUCUCUCCGACUUACGACGCCAAGGAGCUGUCGGUGGAGCCGGCGGCCGUGAUGGACGUUGAUCUGGAAGGACACGGCAACCAGCUGGAGGUCCUGGAGGCCCAAUGGGGCGUGGGGAGUUCUCCGCAGAGAGACGACCUGAAGCUGCUCUGCGAGCAGAACGAAGAGGAGGUUUCCCCGCAGCUCUUCACCUUCCACGAGGCCGUCUCGCAGCUGGUGGAGAUGGAGGAGCAGGUUCUGGAGGACCACAGGGCCGUCUUCCAGGAGUCCAUUCGCUGCCUGGAGGACGAGAAGGUCCUGCUGGAAAUGACGGAGGAGGUGGACUACGACGUGGAGUCCUACGCCACGCAGCUGGAACAGAUUCUGGACCAGAAGAUCGACAUCCUGACCGAACUGAGAGACAAGGUGAAGUCCUUCCGCUGCACGCUGCAGGAGGAAGAGCAAGCCAGCCAACAAAUCACCCCCAAGAGGCCUCGUGCACUUUAGACACACCCACCGGCCCAAAGACCCAAAGGCCACCAGCUCGCCCAGAUUUAAAGGCCUACUGAAAUGAGAUGUUCUUAUUUAAACGGGGAUAGCAGGUCCAUUCUAUGUGUCAUACUUGAUCAUUUCACGAUAUUGCCAUAUUUUUGCUGAAAGGAUUUAGUAGAGAACGACGUCGAUAAAAUUUGCAACUUUUGGUCGCUAAUAAAAAAGCCUUGCCUGCACCGGAAGUAGCAGACGAUGUGCGCGUGACGUCACGGGUUGUGGAGCUCCUCACAUCCUCACAUUGUUUACAAUCAUGGCCACCAGCAGCGAGAGCGAUUCGGACCAAGGAAGCGACGAUUUCCACAUUAAUUUGAGCGAGGAUGUAAGAUUCGUGGAUGAGGAUAAUGAGAGUGAAGGACUAGGAAAAAAAAAAAAGGUGAGGGCAGUCAGAGCGAUUCAGAUGUUAUUAGACACAUUUACUAGGAUAAUUCUGGAAAAUCCCUUAUCUGCUUAUUGUGUUAGUGAAGUGAAUUAUAUUUAUAUAGCGCUUUUCUCUAGUGACUCAAAGCGCUUUACAUAGUGAAACCCAAUAUCUAAGUUACAUUUAAACCAGUGUGGGUGGCACUGGGAGCAGGUGGGUAAAGUGUCUUGCCCAAGGACACAACGGCAGUGACUAGGAUGGCGGAAGCGGGAAUCGAACCUGCAACCCUUUGAGUUGCUAGCACGGCCAAUCUACCAACCGAGCUAUGCCGCUAGUGUUUCAGUGAGAUCAUAUGGUCGUACCUGUACAACCUGAAAGUCGGAGGGGUGUGGCGAGAUGUGGUGACCGCCAAUGUCUCCGAACGGCCGGGCUGAGAUUUUUUAUUUUUUCCCUCCUCCACGGUGGAAGCAUCCGACGGUCGGGGGCGGGCGGUGGGAGGAGGCAAGAGAGUCCGCAGCUGUUUCUUUGAAAUGCGCAGGAGGAACGACGCAAGCUCUCCGCUCAUGUCUACGGCAAGAGCCGACUUAUUACCACCAUUUUCUCACCGAAACCUGCCGGUUGACAUGUGGUAGGGAACCGUGUUCGCUUGACCGCUCUGUUCCAUAGUAAAGCUUCACCGUCAUCUUUCGGGAACGUAAACAAGGAAACACCGGCUGUGUUUGUGUGGCUAAAGGCGGCCGCAAUACACCGCUUCCCACCUACAGCUUUCUUCUUUGACGUCUCCAUUAGUAAUUGAAGAAAUUGCAAAAUAUUCCGCAACACAGAUGUCAAUAAUACUGUGGAAUUAUGCGAUAAAAACAGACGACUCAUAGCUGUGAACGGUGCUGGAACCAGAUGUCCUCUACAAUGCGUGACGUCACACGCACACGCGUCAUCAUACCGCGACGUUUUUGCAGGAUACUUCCACGCAAAAUUUAAAAUUGCAAUUGAGUAAAUUAAACCGGCCGUAUUGGCAUGUGUUGCAAUGUUAAUAUUUCAUCAUUGAUAUAUAAACUGUCAGACUGCGUGGUUGGUAGUAGUGGCUUUCGGUAGGCCUUUAAGAGCUCCUGUCGUACCCCCGUCUUCUGUGCGUGGUCUGGUCAACGCCUCAUUGCUGGGCAUCGUCUAGCCCUGCUGUCUGUCCUCCAGGGCAACGACGUCUUUGACUUAUUCUUUGUUUUUCGCUACUAGCCGGAGGGAAAAAAAAAAAAAAAAGUACUGUACUUGUACGUUAAACCUGCGACCCGCGUUGAACAUAUCGGUGGAAAACAUGACCUGCCAACAGGGAAAAGGGUGACAGCAAAUACAGUGGGACCUCGAUUUACCAACUUGAUUGGUUCUUGAACAGGGUUUUUAAAUGGAAAAGUUUGUAUAGUGAAAAAGAGUUUGCCACAAGAAACGAUGUAUAUAUCAUUAAUGGCUUCCAAAAGUCCGUAUUUUAGUGACCGGUAUUCGGUACCCCCGCCCCCAUCCUUUUUUCUAACGGGCAUGGCAGCCCGUCGUCGUCACGUGGUGAUAUUGCUGGUUUUACAAGCAGAGGAGCAUGUUCGGCAGCGCGCACACACAGAGUACUUACAAGCAGACACAGUGUGUAGACAGGAAAGGGAGAAGAGACGCAUUUUGGUGUAAAAAGUCAAGAUAAAGGUGAAGUUAUAACACUGAAACACCCUCAGGAAGAGCUGCUCUACGACAUGGCUAGCUAGUUAGCGGCUAACAUCCAUCCACAGUGUUUCAGCUACUUCUAAAUCACUAAUCCUCGCCUCCAUGGCGACACAUAAAGUAAGUUUCUUACAAGUAUUAUUAUCACUGGAGGAUGAGGAAAAGCUCUAAACAUGCUUCAUUACACACCGUAGUGGGAUACAAUAGCUCACCAAUGUAAACAAAUGCCAUGGGUGGAUCUACACCUGACAUCCACUGUAAUGAUACCAAGUACUAUUGCGUAUCUAGUUUAUCGUCACAGAAACGUUAAAAAAAAAUUCAUAUUAUGUUCAUCAAGUCAGUAAAUACGUCCCUGGACACAUGAGGACUUAUGACCAAUGUAUGAUCCUGUAACUACUUGGUAUCGGAUCGAUACCUAAAUGUGUGGUAUCAUCCAAAACUAAUGCUAAGUAUCAAAGAAGAGAAGAAUAAGUGAUUAUUACAUUUUAACAGAAGUGUAGAUAGAACAUGUUGAAACAGAAAAUAAGACGAUAAAUAAAGUAAGUUUCUUACAAGUUACAUUAUCACUGGAGGAUGAGGAAAACCUCUAAACUUGCUUCACUACACACCGUAGUGGGAUACAAUAGCUCACCAAUGUAAACAAAUGCCAUGGGUGGAUCUACACCUGACAUCCACUGUAAUGAUACCAAGUACUAUAGCGUAUCUAGUUUAUCGUCACAAAAACGUUAAAAAAAAAUUCAUAUUAUGUUCAUCAAGUCAGUAAAUACGUCCCUGGACACAUGAGGACUUUGAAUAUAACCAAUGUAUGAUCCUGUAACUACUUGGUAUCGGAUCGACACCUAAAUGUGUGGCAUCAUCCAAAACUAAUGCUAAGUAUCAAAGAAGAGAAGAAUAAGUGAUUAUUACAUUUUAACAGAAGUGUAGAUAGAACAUGUUGAAACAGAAAAUAAGCCGAUAAAUAAAGUAAGUUUCUUACAAGUAUUGUUAUCACUGGAGGAUGAGGAAAACCUCUAAACAUGCUUCACUACACACCGUAGUGGGAUACAAUAGCUCACCAAUGCAAACAAAUGCCAUGGGUGGAUCUACACCUGAUAUCCACUGUAAUGAUACCAAGUACUAUACCGUAUCUAGUUUAUUGCCACAAAAACUUAAAAAAAAAAUUCAUAUUAUGUUCAUCAAGUCAGUAAAUACGUCCCUGGACACAUGACGACUUAUGACCAAUGUAUGAUCCUGUAACUACUUGGUAUCGGAUCGAUACCUAAAUAUUUGGUAUCAUCCAAAACUAAUGCUAAGUAUCAAAGAAGAGAAGAAUAAGUGAUUAUUACAUUUUAACAGAAGUGUAGAUAGAACAUGUUCAAACAGAAAAUAAGCCGAUAAAUAAAGUAAGUUUCUUACAAGUAACAUUAUCACUGGAGGAUGAGGAAAACCUCUAAACAUGCUUCACUACACACCGUAGUGGGAUACAAUAGCUCACCAAUGUAAACAAAUGCCAUGGGUGGAUCUACACCUGACAUCCACUGUAAUGAUACCAAGUACAGUAGCGUACCUAGUUGAUACUACUAUAAAUAUAUCGCUAUUUUUUAUCGUCACAAAAACUUUUAAAAAAAAAAUCAUAUUAUUUUUAUCAAGUCAGUAAAUAUGUUCCUGGACACACGAGGACUUUGAAUAUGACCAAUGUAUGAUCCUGUAACUACUUGGUAUCAGAUCGACACCUAAAUAUGUGGUAUCAUCCAAAACUAAUGCCAAGUAUCAAAGAAGAGAAGAAUAAGUGAUUAUUACAUUUUAACAGAAGUGUAGAUAGAACAUGUUGAAACAGAAAAUAAGCCGAUAAAUAAAGUAAGUUUCUUACAAGUUACAUUAUCACUGGAGGAUGAGGAAAACCUCUAAACAUGCUUCACUACCCACCGUAGUGGGAUACAAUAGCUCACCAAUGUAAACAAAUGCCAUGGGUGGAUCUACACCUGACACCCACUGUAAUGAUACCAAGUACUAUAGCGUAUCUAGUUUAUCGUCACAAACACUUUUAAAAAAAAAUUCAUAUUAUGUUCAUCAAGUCAGUAAAUACGUCCCUGGACACAUGAGGACUUUGAAUAUGACCUAUGUAUGAUCCUGUAACUACUUGGUAUCGGAUCGAUACCUAAAUGUGUGGUAUCAACUAAAACUAAUGCUAAGUAUCAAAGAAGAGAAGCAUAAGUGAUUAUUACAUUUUAACAGAAGUGUAGAUAGAACAUGUUCAAACAGAAAAUAAGCCGAUAAAUAAAGUAAGUUUCUUACAAGUAUCAUUAUCACUGGAGGAUGAGGAAAACCUCUAAACAUGCUUCACUACAAACCGUAGUGGGAUACAAUAGCUCACCAAUGUAAACAAAUGCCAUGGGUGGAUCUACACCUGACAUCCACUGUAAUGAUACCAAGUACUAUAGCGUAUCUAGUUUAUCGUCACAAAAACGUAAAAAAAAAAAUUCACAUUAUGUUCAUCAAGUCAGUAAAUACGUCCCUGGACACAUGAGGACUUAUGACCAAUGUAUGAUCCUGUAACUACUUGGUAUCGGAUCGAUACCUAAAUAUGUGGUAUCAUCCAAAAUUAAUGCUAAGUAUCAAAGAAGAGAAGAAUAAGUGAUUAUUACAUUUUAAUAGAAGUGUAGAUAGAACAUGUUGAAACAGAAAAUAAGCCGAUAAAGUAAGUUUCUUACAAGUAUUAUUAUCACUGGAGGAUGAGGAAAAGCUCUAAACAUGCUUCACUACACACCGUAGUGGGAUACAAUAGCUCACCAAUGUAAACAAAUGCCAUGGGUGGAUCUACACCUGAUAUCCACUGUAAUGAUACCAAGUACAGUAGCGUACCUAGUUGAUACUACUAUAAAUACAUCGAUAUUUUUUAUCGUCACAAAAACUUUAAAAAAAAAUUCAUAUUAUUUUUAUCAAGUCAGUAAAUACGUCCCGCCCUGCGAUGAGGUAGCGACUUGUCCAGGGUGUACACCGCCUUCCGCCCAAUUGUAGCUGAGAUAGGUGCCAGCGCCCCCCGCAACCCCUAAAGGGAAUAAGUGGUUGAAAAUGGAUGGAUGGAUGGAUAAAUACGUCCCUGGACACAUGAGGACUUUGAAUAUAACCAAUGUAUGAUCCUGUAACUACUUGGUAUCGGAUCGACACCUAAAUGUGUGGCAUCAUCCGAAACUAAUGUAAAGCAUCCAAACAACAGAAAAACGAUUAUUGUAUUUUAACAGAAGUGUAGAUAGAACAUGUUGAAACAAAAAAUAAGCAGAUAUUAACUGUAAAUGAACAAGAGGAUUAAUAAUUAUUUAUUACAGUUUGUCCCUCAUAAUGUGUAGACAAUAAUAGGUGUAUAAAUGACACAAUAUGUUACUGCGUACGACUAAUUAGGAGUCUUUGUUUGUUUACUUGCUACUAAAAUACAAGUUGACUAUUUUAUUUAAGGACUAAAUUACAAUAAUAAACAUAUCUUUCAUGAACUUUAAGAUUUUUUUUGUUAAAAUAAAGCUUAUAAUGCCAUUUUUUAUGGUUCCCUUUAUUUAGAAAAAUAUCAAAAUACAAGUUGGUACCAACUUUAAACUGAACAAAACAUAAAGUGCUUAACAUGACUACAUAUCAGACCAACAUAACAAAGGAGUAAAGAAUCCACUUUCUAUUUAUUAACGAACCUAAACAACAACAACAAGCUGAACUGUGCUGUGUGCACUGCUUCGCCAAAACGUGCACACACACAAGUCCCUUUGGUGCCUUCACAGACAAUCAGAAAUCACAAAACUCCUUAAAUUUGACAAGAAUGUUGCUACAAUAAUAAACAUUUGAAUGAGUAAUACCCACUUAAAUCAACAUCGGCAAAGGAGGAGCGGACAGGGGGCGGGGCCUUAAAAAGGUGCUGCUGAACAGCUCUUCUCGCCGCUGUGAAAUAAGUUUGCUUUGGCAUAUUUUUCCAGAAAAGUUCGGUCGCAUCACAAUUACCGUAUUUUUCAGACUACAGAGCACACCAGUAAAAAAAGCCGAAGAAAAAAAUAUGUUUACAUUUAUCAGUCGCACUGGACUAUAAGCGUUGUGGAAUGAGUUAUUCACGCAGAAGCAUUUUGUAAACAAUAAUUUACACAAAACGAUGUCUGCAACACGGCAGUAAAACGGCUGAUCAAACAAAACAUAAGACAUCGUCAUGAACCCGCUAGCUGCAAAAGCUAGCUCUCCAAUCAGCUAAACAAACUCAGUAACUCCAUGGUGACGUUAUGAAACUAAAACAAUACAAAAAGUACAUUGUAAGUUAAUAAUGCUAACACAGACACUCGUUGACGUGUUAGCAUAUUAGCUAAUGCUAACAUUACCACAGCACGUACAAAUAUGCAUGAAACCUUUCCUACAGACAUCACACAUGGGACGCUUUAGUUAUAUUAUAAAACUUACAAACGUUGCUUGGAGUGAUAAAUCAAGAAUCCACCCGAGUAGGAACGCUAUGGACGGCUAGAAUUGUACUUCCGGUGGAUUAAAAAAAAAAAAGUCUGAACAGCAAACUCGUCCAAAAGCUGGCGCCAUAGCAGAAACAAUAACACACCGUUUUAGUGCAUUUGCUUGUUUUGUUUACCUAUUUACAUCAUGAAGAAAAAUCCAUAAAUUAGCUGCACCGUUUUAAGAGGCCGCAGGGUUCAAAGCCGAGGAAAAAAAGUUGCUGCUUACAGUCCGGAAUUUACUGCUGAACGCCGAUUCUUCCAUACUUUUGAGCCCCAUUAUUGUACUCCUUGCUAAUAGUAUUUAUUUUAUUUAUUUUUAACUCCACGACAAUUUCCUCUUUCGUUCCACGCUGGUCUGUUGUCUUUUUGGGACUCAUAUUGAGUUAGCAAAACGGACAAAACUUGUCAAAAUUGUGAAAAAAAACAUAGUGACGUGGAGGGCUCCGCAUGGCCAAAGCUGCUGUGCCCUGCUUUUUGCCUGCAGGCGCAUGUCAAAAGGAAAGGUCGGAGCGUCGGUACACAGAGACACGCUUCGCACACGGAGCUCGCAAGGUUCGUAAAUCGAGGUUUUACUGUAUUUCAACGUUAGCAUGUUUUGUUUUGUUUUGAAAUGUCAUUCUUAGCCGUGUAUCCUAACAAUGUCUUGGACCAGCAGUCGCUUACACCCCCCCCCGCCCCCUCCUACUUGGAAGACUAGAAACAGCACCCGGUCAAUAGUGUCUAGAGUACCUCGGUACCAGGGAGUUAAAAAAAAAAAAAGGGUGUAUUUAUGUAUGCGACGUGAAGUUUUUUUUAGUCAAUUUUAUAAGGACAUUAAGUUUAAGUGAUUUCCAAAACCAACAAGGUAAGAGCCAGAGAAGAGCCACUAUGUUUAAUUUAUAUUGUCUGUCAUUGGUGAGCUUCGAGCUCGCACUGCAUCUAUUGGCCACUGGGGGUCACUGUAAGCAAACAUUUCCACACAGUCCAUUAAAAUGUCAUUUACUAUAAUAAACAAAGAAAGUUGGCUUAAA